This is a messenger RNA of Macrosiphum euphorbiae (potato aphid), 378 nucleotides long. Lineage: Eukaryota; Metazoa; Arthropoda; Insecta; Hemiptera; Aphididae. The record is from the annotation of a GenBank genome assembly.
AUGGAUGCAAGGACAUGGUGGAACGGAAUCUGCUCUAAUACAAAACUCUCUUCAGAUGCUACUGAAAGGUCAUUUAGUGUUUAUUCUCACAUUCACAAUAAAAAAAGAAACCGAUUAACCAAUACUAGUGCCUCAAAACUACUUUUUGUUCAAGCUAAUACGAAUAAUAUUGAUUUCUUAAGUCCAGAUAAAAGUAACAAUAAAAUAAGUUCUAUCAGUUCUACCAAUUUAGUAUCAAAUAACCAUGUCCAGUCAGUAAGUAAGUUAGCAACAGAUAAAUAUCUGGAAAAUAUUGACAAGAGUGUAAUUGAAGAUGAUAGUGAAGACACAGAAGAAGAAAAUUAUGAUACGGAAGAUCUAGUCGAACCUGAUAACUGA